CCGCGGGAAAUUUGGCGGGCACCGCGCCCGCCCCUUCCUUCUUUCCUUCUUCCUUCCUUGCUUUCGCCGCGCACUCCGCCGCCAUGGAGCAGCGCCGCGUCACCGACUUCUUUGCGCGCCGCCGCCCCGGGCCCCGCAUCGCGCCGCCCAAGCUGGCCUGUCGCACCCCCAGCCCCGUCAGACCCGCACUCCGCGCCCCAGACUCCGCCACCAGCGGCAGCCGCAAGCGCGCCCACCCGCCCGCCGCCCCCGGACGCGACCAGGCCAGGCCGCCCGCCCGCCGGAGGCUGCGGCUGUCGGCGGACGCGGUUUCCAGCCCCAGUUCCCCCGAGGCCCCUGACUCCCCCGAGGCCCCAGACAUCCCAACCUGCCCUUCUCUGGGCCAGAAGAUAAAGAAAUCCACCCCGGCAGCAGGUCAGCCACCCCAGCUGACAUCCUCACAGAACCAGGACACCAUCUCUGAGCUUGCGUCAUGCCUCCAACGGGCCCGGGAGCUGGGGGCAAGAGUCCGAGUGCUGAAGUCCAGUGCCCAGGAUGUUGGAGAGUCCUGUACCCCAGAGGCCAAUGGCCACCCUGAGGAGCCAUGUGGCGAGAAGGCGCCUGCCUACCAGCGCUUCCAUGCCCUGGCCCAGCCUGGCCCACCAGGGCUUGUGCUGCCCUACAAGUACCAGGUGCUGGCGGAGAUGUUCCGCAGCAUGGACACCAUUGUGGGCAUGCUCCACAACCGCUCUGAGACACCCACCUUUGCCAAGGUCCAGCGGGGCGUGCAGGACAUGAUGCGCAGGCGUUUCGAGGAGCGCAAUGUUGGCCAGAUCAAAACUGUGUACCCGGCCUCCUACUGCUUCCGCCAGGAGCGCGGCGUCCCCACCUUCAAGGAUGGUGUCAAGAGGUCAGAUUACCAGCUCACCAUCGAGCCACUGCUGGAGCAGGAGGCUGACGGAGCAGCCCCUCAGCUCACGGCCUCGCGCCUCCUGCAGCGACGGCAGAUCUUCAGCCAGAAGCUGGUGGAGCACGUCAAGGAGCACCACAAGGCCUUCCUGGCCUCCCUGAGGCCCCCCAUGGUGGUGCCAGAGGACCAGCUGACCCGCUGGCACCCACGCUUCAACGUGGAUGAAGUGCCCGACAUCGAGCCAGCUGUGCUGCCCCAGCCACCCGCCACGGAGAAACUCACCACUGCUCAGGAGGUGCUGGCCCGGGCCCGCAGCCUGAUGUCACCCAGGAUGGAGAAGGCCUUGAGUCAACUGGCCCUGCGCUCUGCUGAGCCCAGCAGCCCCGGGUCCCCCAGGCCAGCACUGCCGGCUACCCCACCAGCCACCCCGCCUGCAGCCUCUCCCAGUGCUCUGAAGGGGGUGUCCCAGGAUCUGCUGGAGCGGGUCAGAGCCAAGGAGGCACAGAAGCAGCUGGCACAGAUGACGCGGUGCCUGGAGCAGGAGCAGCGGCUGCAGCGCCUAGAACGGCUGCCUGAGCUGGCCCGCGUGCUGCGGAGCGUCUUCGUGUCCGAACGCAAGCCUGCGCUCAGCAUGGAGGUGGCCUGUGCCAGGAUGGUGGGCAGCUGUCGCACUGCCAUGAGCCCCGGGGAGAUGGAGAAACACCUGCUGCUCCUCUCUGAGCUCCUGCCAGACUGGCUUCGCCUUCACCACAUUCGCACUGACACCUACGUCAAACUGGACAAGGGUGCGGACCUGGCCAGCAUCACUGCACGCCUGGUCCGCCAGGCCCGCGCUGAAGAGGGGCUGUGAGCCUGGGGGCCACUGGACAGAUGGGGGCUUCAGGCUCACUGGCUUGGGGCCACCAGCAUUUUCUUUUAUGAACAUGAUGCACUUUGCUCUCCCUUUCCAGAGUGCCCCUGAGGGCCAGAGGCAGAGAUGGGCUGCAGGCUGCACAGCCUGAGGGUCUCUGGCUGCGGGUGGUAGCCCCUGCAUGGGGCUCCCCUGGUGGAUUCACAUUAAACCAGUUUCUGUGGGCA
Messenger RNA from Rhinopithecus roxellana (golden snub-nosed monkey), 1966 nucleotides. It is a transcript of the gene CDT1, whose product is annotated as chromatin licensing and DNA replication factor 1. Gene Ontology annotation, molecular function: DNA binding; DNA polymerase binding. Gene Ontology annotation, biological process: mitotic cell cycle; regulation of DNA-templated DNA replication initiation; DNA replication checkpoint signaling. Bases 84 to 1739 code for a protein of 551 amino acids. NCBI's taxonomy places the organism in Eukaryota, Metazoa, Chordata, Mammalia, Primates, Cercopithecidae. Gene Ontology annotation, cellular component: nucleus. The transcript has 10 exons. The record is from RefSeq and is a predicted model, not a curated record.